UCUACCUCCGAGGGUUCACCCGCCCUUGGUUUUCCUUACACCUUCGCCUUUGGCUCCUUUGACCACUCGAAGCCCCACAGCGGGUUCCAGCGGACUUCACCAGCGGACCCAGAAGUGGUGGGUGAAACACAGCCUCUGUUCCUCCUUGAGCCUGUGGGGAGCUGCUGCCUGCCGCCAUCAUGUCUGCUGCAAAUCCUGAGACUCCCAACUCAACCAUCUGCAGAGAGGCCAGCACCCAGUCUUCAUCAGCUGCCGCUAGCCAAGGCUGGGUCUUACCAGAAGGCAAAAUCAUGCCAAACACUGUUUUUGUUGGUGGAAUUGAUGAUAGGACGGAUGAAGCUGAGAUCAGAAGCUGCUUUGGUAGACACGGUUCAGUGAAAGAAGUGAAGAUGAUCACGAAUCGAAGUGGUGUGUCCAAAGGCUAUGGAUUUGUUUCAUUUGUUGAUGACGUGGAUGUCCAGAAGAUAGUAGAAUCACAGAUACAUCUCCAGGGUAAAAAGCUGAAGCUGGGCCCUGCAAUCAGGAAACAAAAGUUCUGUGCUCGUCAUGUGCAGCCAUGUCCUUUGGUAUUUAAUCCUCCUCCUCCACCACAGUUUCAGAACGUCUGGAGGAAUCCAAACACUGAAACUUGCCUGCAGCCCCUAAUCACGCUGAAUCCUGUAACUCAGUACGUUCAGGCUUAUCCUGCUUACCCAAAUUCAGCAGGUCAGGUCAUCACUGGAUAUCAGUUGCUUGUAUAUAAUUAUCAGGCACAUCCUACUUACCCAAAUUCAGCAGUUCACGUCAUCACUGGAUAUCAUUUGCCUGUGUAUAAUUAUCAGUCUGCUGCAAAUCCUGAGACUCCCAACUCAACCAUCUGCAGAGAGGCCAGCACCCAGUCUUCAUCAGCUGCGGCUAGCCAAGGCUGGGUCUUACCAGAAGGCAAAAUCAUGCCAAACACUGUUUUUGUUGGUGGAAUUGAUGAUAGGACGGAUGAAACUGAGAUCAGAAGCUGCUUUGGUAGAUACGGUUCAGUGAAAGAAGUGAAGAUAAUCACAAAUCGAAGUGGUGUGUCCAAAGGCUAUGGAUUUGUUUCAUUUGUUGAUGAUGUGGAUGUCCAGAAGAUAGUAGAGUCACAGAUACAUCUCCAGGGUAAAAAGCUGAAGCUGGGCCCUGCAAUCAGGAAACAAAAGUUCUGUGCUCGUCAUGUGCAGCCAUGUCCUUUGGUAUUUAAUCCUCCUCCUCCACCACAGUUUCAGAACGUCUGGAGGAAUCCAAACACUGAAACUUGCCUGCAGCCCCUAAUCACGCUGAAUCCUGUAACUCAGUACGUUCAGUCUGCUGCAAAUCCUGAGACUCCCAACUCAACCACCUGCAGAGAGGCCAGCACCCAGUCUUCAUCAGCUGCGGCUAGCCAAGGCUGGGUUUUACCAGAAGGCAAAAUCAUGCCAAACACUGUUUUCGUUGGUGGAAUUGAUGAUAGGACGGAUGAAACUGAGAUCAGAAGCUGCUUAGGUAGAUACGGUUCAGUGAAAGAAGUGAAGAUAAUCACAAAUCGAAGUGGUGUGUCCAAAGGCUAUGGAUUUGUUUCAUUUGUUGAUGACGUGGAUGUCCAGAAGAUAGUAGAGUCACAGAUACAUCUCCAGGGUAAAAAGCUGAAGCUGGGCCCUGCAAUCAGGAAACAAAAGUUCUGCGCUCGUCUUGUGCAGCCACGUCCUUUGGUAUUAAAUCCUCCUCCUCCACCACAGUUUCAGAACAUCUGGAGGAAUGCAAACACUGAAACUUGCCUGCAGCCCCUAAUCACGCUGAAUCCUAUAACUCAGUACGUUCAGGCUUAUUCUACUUAUCCAGAUUCACCAGAUCAAUUUAUAUCUAUAAAUUCCGUCAUCCCUGGAUAUCAGUUGCCUGUAUAUAAUUAUCAGGCAUAUCGUACUUAUCCAAAUGCACCAGUUCAGGUCAUCACUAGAUAUCAGUCGCCUGUAUAUAAUUAUCAGGCUUAUUCUACUUAUCCAGAUUCACCAGGUCAAUUUACAUCUAUAAAUUCCGUCAUCCCUGGAUAUCAGUUGCCUGUAUAUAAUUAUCAGGCAUAUCGUACUUAUCCAAAUGCACCAGUUCAGGUCAUCACUAGAUAUCAGUCGCCUGUAUAUAAUUAUCAGGCUUAUUCUACUUAUCCAGAUUCACCAGGUCAAUUUACAUCUAUAAAUUCCGUCAUCCCUGGAUAUCAGUUGCCUGUAUAUAAUUAUCAGGCAUAUCGUACUUAUCCAAAUGCACCAGUUCAGGUCAUCACUAGAUAUCAGUCGCCUGUAUAUAAUUAUCAGGCAUUUCCUGCUUAUCCAAAUUCACCAAUUCAGGUCACCACUGGAUAUCAGUUGCCUGUAUAUAAUUAUCAGAUGCCACUGCAGUGGCCUGUUGCGGAGCAAAGGAGAAAUCUGUGGACCGAAGCAUACAGAUGGUGGUAUCUUGUCUGUUUAAUCCAGAGAGCAGACUGAUAAAUUCUGUUGUUACUCAAGAUGACUACUUCAAGGAUAAAAGAGUGCAUCGCUUCAGAAGAAGUUUGACAGUAUUUAAAUCUGUUUGAUCCUCUCAGCUGUCUAGUUCUGUGGGAAGUUGGUGGUUUUGAAUAUUAAGCUAAAAGUUUUCCACUGUUCCAGAAAUUCUGAAUUUUGGUAAAUCACACUGAAACUUUCUGUAUAAGUUGUAUUAUUAGACUCUCUAGUUUUAUCUUACAUUGAAACUGUUCUUCCUUAGAUGUUUAUUUAGAACCUGGUUCUGUGUUUAAUAUAUAGUUUAAAGUAAAAAAUAAUUGAGACUGAAAGAAUGUUAAGAUUUAUCUGCAAGGAUUUUUAAAAAAAUGAAAUUUGCAUUUUAAGUGUUUAAAAGCAAAUACUGAUUUUCAAAAACAAGUUUUUAAAACCUGAUUUGAAAGCUAAGAAUUUUGAUAGUCCGAACACAAGCAUUUCACUUCUCCAAGAAGUACCUGUGAACAGUACAGUAUUUCAGUAUUGAGCUUUGCAUUUAUGAUUUAUCUAGAAAUUUACCUGAAAAGCAGAAUUUUUAAAACUGCAUUUUUAAUCAGUGGAACUCAAUGUAUAAUUAGCUUUAUUGAAGUCUUCUUAUCCAAACCCAGUAAAACAGAUUCUAAGCAAACAGUCCAGUCAGUGAAUCAUAAUGUUUGUUCAAAGUAUGUUAUCUUUUAUCUAGAAUCCACACAUAUAUAUAUAUAUAUAUAUAUAUAUAUAUAUAUAUAUAUAUAUAUAUAUAUAUCCAAUUCGAUUGGGAUAGUAAUUAGGUAACUAAAAUUCUGGGCCUAAUUUUUUAAAGAAUCCAAGGCAAACUAAACUUUACUAGGUAUAUAACCUUCUCAAUGAGUUACCAUUCUUCGUUUUUAUUAAAAAAAAAUUGUUCCUUGAAAUGCUAAACUUAAUGGCUGUAUGUGAAAUUUGCAAAAUAACUGGUAUUAAAGAACGCUGCAACUUUUUUAUGUCACUCAAAGAUUAAUCAGGAAUUGCUUUUAUAAAAACAUUGAAGUAUUAGUUACUUGCUAUAAAUAGAUUUUUAUUUUUGUUGUUUAGCCUGUUAUAUUUCAUUUUGUAAAAUAAAAUAUGUCCAGAGGAGACAAAAUAGGUAGUUUUGAUAUUUCUAAAUCACAAAAGUUGUUUAGUAAGUAUAUCUUAAGAAUCUGCUAGAGUUAAAGUUAACGUUGUUUCUAGAUUAGGUAGUGUCCUCAUUUUAUAUUGUGACCACACAGCUAGAGCACCGGAGCCCUUUUGCUAUACUCACAGUCUUUUUUUCCCAGCCUCUUUUACUAGUCUUUCAGGAGGUUUGCUCUUAGGACUGGUGAUGUAAAGAAUGGAAGUAGCUGUAUGAGCAGUUCAAGGGCCAAGCCGUGGAAUGGUAGCAAUGGGAUAUAAUACCUUUCUGAGGGAAACAUUUGUAUCAGUAUCAUUUGAUCUGCCAUGGACAUGAGUUUAAAGUGGCUUUCUGGCCCUUCUUUCAAUGGCUUCUUCCCUAAAACAUGGAGACUCUUAAGUUAAUGUAGUUACUAUGGGCCAUAUUAGUAAUGCCCACUGGGGUCUAUGAUUUCUCAACAUUUUCAUUCUGAAUCUGAAGGAGAGAGUAUUUUAACUUUAGAAUUCUCAAGAGGGCUUUAUUACACCUCAGAAAUCAAAAGCACCAUGAAUUUGUCCAUUAAAAAUCACCCAUAGUUUUUUUAGUGCUUUAACAUUCUGAUGUACAUCAUUCUGUGAUUAAAUCUCCAGAUUUCUAUAAAUGAUACCUAUAUUCUAAAGAGCUAAUUCGGAUUAUUCCGAUAUGACCUUAAGGAAAAGUAAGGGAAUAAAUUUUUGUCUUUGUUGGAGUGAAGUAUUUAAAAGCGUAAGGUAAAAGAGAUAUUAAGUCCUAAACCUUUCAAAAUGGAAAAUUAAUUCUGAACUUAGAAAAAUGUUUCUGCUACCUGUUGCUGAUACUGUCUUUGCAUAAAUGAAUAAAAAUAAACUUUUUUUCUUCAAAA
This is a messenger RNA of Pongo pygmaeus (Bornean orangutan), 4489 nucleotides long. RefSeq names its product deleted in azoospermia protein 4-like. Lineage: Eukaryota; Metazoa; Chordata; Mammalia; Primates; Hominidae. The transcript has 28 exons. Gene Ontology annotation, cellular component: cytoplasm. The coding region runs from base 180 to 2468 and encodes 762 amino acids. The record is from RefSeq and is a predicted model, not a curated record. Gene Ontology annotation, molecular function: translation activator activity; protein binding; mRNA 3'-UTR binding. Gene Ontology annotation, biological process: 3'-UTR-mediated mRNA stabilization; positive regulation of translational initiation.